AAAAGAAAUCGUGCACAAAACAUCAGAACGGCCGAAAAAUGCGUGGGAUUUCAUCGGUGAUUCACACCUUUUAGAGAGCUGGUAGAUAAUAACUCCAAAUGGAACCAUUUUAAUCUACAAGUUAGAAAUCUUCACAAAGUCACAGCCGUUCUUUGACACCUGACCAUGGCACCCAUCCUAACACCCCAAUCCCAGGCACAAGCCCAGAUGAGCCUUACCCCAGUACCGGGUCAGAGGGCGUCAUCACCCAGCGGCACAAACAGCAUCUCCCUGGGUUUACUCUUGGAUUUCUUGACACAGAAGACCUAUCAUGAACUGACAGUGCUGUCUGAGCUGCUACCAAGAAAAACCGAUAUGGAGAGGAAGAUCGAGAUCGUGAAGUUUGCACGAAGUACAAGGCAGUCUUUUGUCCGACUCUUAGCACUGGUGAAGUGGGCCAGCAGUGCUGCCAAAGUGGACAAAUGCGCUGCAAUUUCUUCCUUUCUGGAUCAGCAGUCGCUGCUGUUUGUCGACACGGCUGACAUGCUCUCUCACAUCGCCAGAGAGAAUCUCGUCCAUGCUAGAUUGCCAAAUUUCUCUCUCCCUGUUGCUGUGGAUGUGUUGACGACAGGACAGUACAAGAGGAUGCCGACGUGUAUAAAGGAAAAGAUAGUACCGCCCGACCCGAUAUCACAAAAUGAGAAAGCCAAUGUCCUUCAACGCCUCAACCAAAUCAUCCAGCAUCGUCUGGUCACCAGUAAAUUACCAUCUCAGCUGUCAAACCUAUCCAUUGUUGAUGGAAGAGUAAAAUUCAGUGUCCCCCAAGAAUUUGAGGCUACAUUAACACUGAUGGGUGAUGAUCCAGGUAUUCCAUGGAGGCUGCUGAAUAUAGAAAUCCUAGUCAGUGAUCCUGACACUGGAGAUGGAAAGGCCUUAGUUCAUCCCAUGCAGAUAAACUACAUCCAUCAACUUCUUCAAUCCAGACUCUUCGGCGAUGAGAACACACUGAAAGAUAUGUACAACUGCUUACACAGCUUUUGCCAGUCGCUGCAGUUAGAAGUUCUUCACUCUCAGGCUCAGAGGCUGAUUAGAGAACGAUGGGGAGAACACGUCAUGAUUGAUAAAUACACUCCGGGUCAACUGCUGACCUUGGCUUACUGGAGGACACAGAGCUUCAACAUUGGUAAACCCGAGAUCUACAGCCUAUCCAUUGGGAUUGACACCAAUGAUACAGCCAAGCCCCUCCAGAUCAACCAUGAACCCCAGCUGUCAAUGGAAGAAGCCACUGAUGUGAACAGGGCAAUCAGGUGUGAUAGACUUUCAAUUGAGCGGCUGCUGGUGGAGACUAUUCUCAUGAGGUCAAAGGUCAAACUCAAAGAAUUGCAGAUCCUUUUGGAGAAAGAACUGACCAACGUUAAGACUAUGAUUGAGGGCACACCAGCCAUUCUGUACAUGCCAAUCAUCGAACCUUGCAGCCAAUCAGAGUAUCUGACAAUAACCAUUGACAUGCAGACGGGGACCUACCAGCCGUACAUUGCUCAUGCUGAUUCCUUCUUACUGGAAGAAUUGGAGUAUUGUCUCAACUCAGAGUUCAGCAAACUCUACCAGUAUAUAUCUAAGAUAAGAUAUAUGCUGAGUGUGUACCACUGCAAGCAGUCUAUACUACAGCUGCCGUGUACGUGUUCUGAAAAGCUCCCUCUAGUGUCCAUCUCUGAAGAACACCCCCUCGCCAAGCUAUCGCAGAACCGACUCUACAUCCGUCUCAUAAAGCACAAGAAUUACUAUGUGGUCGUGGAAUUCAACAACAGUAAGAACCAGAACCAAUUGCAGACCAGGUACUACCUGUUCCAUACCAAGAAGGCUCCAUUCUAUGACCAGGCCAGCGGGGGUGAAACACCAUCCCAGACUGAAGGAGAGACGGGGAAUACCUUCUUAGAACCUCUCAGCCUUGUGCCCCUUGAUGCCAAGAGCUGCACCCACGGCCCGGACACGGUCAUAGAAGCUGAAGAGUGUGGGCGUCUGAAGAAGAGGAAGCUGGGAUCAUCGUUGGUGAGUUUCAAGAAGCAGCGGACGAGUAGAUACUGCGAGUAUUUCCAGCGAGAGUUGGCUCACAUCAUCGCACUCUGUGAUCGUAGAAUACCCUUCAUUUCACUCUGUGAAGAGCUUGUUGAUCAAAACCUACCAUUCCAGGGAGUGCAAGUGGAGGCUGAUGGCAUUGGACUAGUACUUAAACUCUGCAGUUUACCGGCCACGAGCAGUAUUUCUGAAGAAACUCGGACGGCAGUGUGUAAUGCUCUACUGGAGUGCUCGUUCAGACUGCUGGGCAGGAACCAUUUACGCUGGCAAGUUCAGCUUCUUUUUGGCAACUGUCCUGUUAAAAGCACGUUACCAAGGGAACAAGGUCCAGCACGAUGUAUGUACCUGAGUUACGAGUUAACCGGUCCCAUAGUCAAGCAGUUACUUCAUGACUGGAAGGCAGUUGGUAUGCUGUACCAACCUGUACUGGAACUGGCAACGGUCAUCAACGAUCCCGACCAACCACUGAGCUCUCUUGUUGAAGUCCGUAGCUACACGUACCAGAAAUUGACGCUGCAGUACGGCAAAGACAAAACCAACACGGUGACAAUUGUUGGUGACUCCAGGGAAUCCAAGUUCCACCUGUUGUUAGCUGUUGUUGGGUCGGCCACAGCGUCCAACAGCCACAUGCUUGUACAUCACCAACUCCAACAUGAGUUUAAUGCGCAUCGUAGCCUUGUCAGGCUAAUGCAGAACAUGUGUGACAGUCAGCUUUUGUUACAAGCCAUCAGUAAGCUGCCCAUAACGCCAGCCCUAGGUCUAUCACCACAGGCCUCGACUCCAGCUCAUAUGUUUGUAAUCAUUCCCCAAUCCAGCAUUCACAUCAGAGUCAUCUUCAGGAAGACCUACUGCCUGGAUAUCUUAUGUAAAGGAAAAAACACUGUCACCAUCAGAGACGGAGCCUACUGCCUCUUUGAUGUCAGCAAGGUGGUUGAAGGAUUAACCCCUACUGCAAGUCUUAAGACAUUUCUGGAGAUGUUCGUUGACGAGUCAGUGUCCAACAUGCGUCGACGCUCCGUCAAUGAAGACGACAACCCGCCAUCACCCAUCGGCAUGGAUACCGGUGACUCGUUCCUGAUGUCUCAACACCACUCGGUCCCCUCUCCCAUGGCUAGACUGGGCGGGGCAACAUCGGGAGGGUUCGCCCAUCCGAUGACCCCGCCUACUGCAAUUAGCACGAGUAAUCCGGCCACGCCCGCUUCACCACACACAUCCAUGCUCUCUCAGCCCUACAGCAUGUCACCAGGUGCAAGUGGCUACCCUCUGGCUUCACCUCCAUCUAUCCCAUCAAACAUCGUCCCGUCACCCUCAUCAACGAUGCUCAGCACAGCCUCACCAGCUCUGGCAGCUGGAUCACCAAGUAACAUCCAUCACCACGCUCCAUCUCCUGGUUCCUUCGUCCCUACACCGUCUCCAAACAUUCAGAUGCACUCCCCGGCCACCGGGCCAUUCAUCAGCCCACAGAGUAUUUCGGAUAAUGCGAACUCGCCGUAUCCAAACAUGGGACUAGCUAUGCCGUCACCAGGGCAACGUAACUGGCCAGCAUCCCCGUCGGUCCCGGGCCCCUCUCCAAUUGGCCGCUACGGUGUGGCCCACUCUCCAGGCAUGGCUGCCACCCACUCCCCAGGGAGCAGUGGUUUAGGUCAGACCACGGGAUCCUUCCAGUCGGCAGGUCCGAUGACGAGUCGGCCUGCCCGCCACCUCCCGUCCCGUUCCUGGGCGGCAUCCAUCCCGACAGUGCUCUCCUGCGAGGCCAUCAAUAAGCUGUUCAGCCCCGCCCCGCCGCCAGGGGUUGUCGGGGGACCAGCAGCCCACAUGUGCUCCCCUAUGGAGAGAUUUUUGGGAUCAGUGUUCAGCAAGAAACAUCUGCAGAGGGUGCUGCAGAUGAUGGGGGAUACGCUUCAAGUGAUUCCGUCCAAUGAGCCUGGUGUGCUGCAUUUCCACUCAGACUCCUUGCAGUAUUGGGUCGCUCUGAAUCCCAACACAAUGCAGACUCUACAUCUACAGGUCAAACCUAACCAAGAUUCAAAGGAACGAUGGACUGCUGAUGAAAUGCAAGUAUUGGAACGAUAUUUUGAUACAAAGGUUGUCUGCCCUCCGUACAAACCCAAUGCCAUCCAGGCCUUUACGCGGGCCCUGAGCGCUCCGAUACGCAUGAUGAAGGACCUGGUGCAGUUGAUGCGACUGGAGUUGUUACCCGACUGGACACUGAAGUGGACUCUCCAAUGGUGCCUGACCAUCCCGCCGAAUGACCCUUCCGGACUGGCAUCGGCCGGAACUGCAGCUAUAGUCAUCAAGAACAAGAUGCUGAUAUUUAUUCAACUGACCCGCAUUGGGGUCAACCUACCACCAGGUCAGGACCCUCAGACAGUCAUUAUUCCAAUCAUCCACGACAUACAGAACAACACCACCACACAAGCAGACCUCCAGAUGAAGCGUAAAACUCCGGCCACAUCCAGCAUAGCGACAGUCAGCAACAUGCUCAAAAGAUGGAAUGAGUUGUGCCAGAACAAAGUUGAUUGCACCAUAUUUGCAGCGAUUCGUGACUUGAUGGCAAACUUGGUGAUACCUCAAUAAGCCUGGAAUUUCAUCUCUGAGAGGGCAAGGCCAUUUUCAAAGGCAAUCUGCAAAAGGGCACCAAGACCAAGACCAGGGGUAACAGAGGCCAUGGCCUGCGCGGCCUCUUUGUUAUUCCAGUCCAGAACUGAUUAGGAACACUCUUUAAAGUGACACGUUGCCUUGGUUGGACGAGUUGGUCUAUAAAAAGCAUUUAAAACCGUUUGUUAUGAA
Molecule: messenger RNA, 4845 nt
Organism: Asterias rubens (European starfish)
Lineage: Eukaryota; Metazoa; Echinodermata; Asteroidea; Forcipulatida; Asteriidae
Product: mediator of RNA polymerase II transcription subunit 14-like
Exons: 39
Coding region: 166-4632 (1488 amino acids)
Biological process (GO): regulation of transcription by RNA polymerase II
Cellular component (GO): core mediator complex; mediator complex
Molecular function (GO): transcription coregulator activity
Source: RefSeq, a predicted model, not a curated record